Molecule: messenger RNA, 1278 nt
Organism: Penicillium expansum
Lineage: Eukaryota; Fungi; Ascomycota; Eurotiomycetes; Eurotiales; Aspergillaceae
Product: type III PLP-dependent enzyme
Exons: 4
Coding region: 1-1278 (425 amino acids)
Cellular component (GO): cytoplasm
Molecular function (GO): ornithine decarboxylase activity
Source: RefSeq, a predicted model, not a curated record
AUGGCUCUUCUCCCUGCUCCUAGUGAAGCUGUGACCACUGGCAAAGUCAUACACGCCACCGGAUAUCGAAAUCUCUCAGCAGAUGAGCUAGUUGAUCUUGCGAUUGAGAGUCACAUUGCCCGUAUAGUCAAACGCUCUCUUGUUGGUGGAGAUGAAUCAUUCUUCAUUGCCGAUUUGGGCCAGAUACUUCGACAGCAUCGUCGCUGGACCCAGAAUAUGCCCGCGGUCAAAUGCAAUUGUGACCCAACGUUCCUCAAAGUUCUUGCAGAACUGGGGACAGGGUUUGACUGCGCGUCCAUUGAAGAGAUACGCGCAGUUCUCAGCCUCGGCGUGGAUCCAGCCCAGAUUCUGUUCGCCAAUCCAUGCAAAGCACCUGCCGCUGUAGCUUUUGCACGCGAGGUUGGCGUCUUGCGAACGACAUUUGACAACAUAGACGAAUUGGAUACCAUUAAGGCACACAUGCCAGAAGCUCAGCUAUUACUUCGCAUCUAUGCAAAUGACGAGAGUGCGUUCAUUUGUCUGGGCGAAAAGUUUGGUGCGCAGCUGGAUACGACCGAGGAGCUACUUUCAAGAGCAUGGGAGCUUGGACUAAAUGUGAUUGGCGUUAGCUUUCAUGUUGGGACGGGUGCUACCAGCCCAGCAUCAUUUUGCAAGGCCAUCAAAGAUGCACGUCUGGCAUUUUCACAAGCUGAACGUCUAGGUUUCCACCCCAAGAUUCUCGAUAUCGGCGGUGGCUUUCAAGACGAUUGCUUUGAGUCUAUGGCGCCUAUCUUACGGGACGCGAUUCGGUCGGAGUUUCCAGCUAGUAUCACAACGAUCGCAGAACCAGGUCGGUUUCUUGCUAGUAGUGUGUAUACUCUUGUAUGUCGAGUGAUUUCACGUCGCCGUCAGCUUGGAAGUGCUGCUCGAUCUGGUGUUCCAGACAUGCUUUAUCAAAACGAUGGCAUAUACGGCAAUUUUAUGAAUGUGAUUAUGGAGAAAGAGAUCAUGGUUCCUUAUUUGGUCAAGAGUAAGAAGGCCAGGGGGUUCUUGAAUAAACCAAAACCAGGGGAUGCCUUGCAAGUAACAGAUCACCGGUACUCGAUCUGGGGGCCUACAUGUGACAGCACGGAUUGUGUUGUUCGUGAGGUGACGCUUGAUUCAGAAGUCAAGGUUGGAGAUUGGCUCAAAUAUAAAAACAUGGGUGCAUAUACAAGUACCACUGCCACUCAGUUCAAUGGCUUCAGCAGCACUUAUGACACAUUUUAUGUCAAUAGUGAAACAUUGCCUGACUUUUAG